AUGCCGACCGAAGCUCUAACACAUUUGGCGAGAGUGCUUCGACUUAGUCCCGAGACAUUCGAAGAGGCGGUAGAAGCGGCAGCCGACGUGCUUCUUCGAGGUGGCAUUGUGGCUCUUCCAACCGACACCAUCUACGGCGUUUCGACGCUUAUUGAGCACUCUGCUAAAUUAUAUUCGCUGAAACGGCGCCCGACCAACAAGCCGUUAGGACUGUUCCUCAGUGAUCCGGUCGAAAUCCCUCGCUGGGCUCAAUUGACAAUCUCUCCGCAUCUUGCCCAACAAUUACUUCCCGGUCCAGUGACUUUAAUUUUUAAUCGAUUGCCUUCACUUCCUAUGAAUUUUAAUCCAGACAGAGAAGACGUUGGUAUAAGAGUGCCUGCUUCGCCAUUAGUUAGAGCUCUUACUGUUCGCCUCGGUCAGCCGCUGGCUCAGACAUCGGCCAACGUUAGUGGUUCGGUGGCAAAUCCCACGUGUGUGUCAGAUUUUAGUAAUUUAUUCUCUGAAAUCGACUUGGUGCUCGAUGGAGGAGUGAUUGGAAGACAUCCAUCCGAGGCGCCAUCUACGAAUGAAGGGAGCACUAUAGUCGAUUUAACUCAAGACGAUUUCUAUCGAAUUGAUAUGAAACGGAAGGCUGAGCCGGAUGCAGAAGAGAUGGCGUCGUCUAAAGGGCCGUCAACAUCAAAAAAGCUUGCACCAGACGCAAACAACGAUUUCAUAAACGAAACGGUCAGUUUGCACAUAUGCUUCUCUUCGUUCUUUUUGCACUUUCACAGUCUUCUCCGUGAAAUGACCCUAUGUUUGCGUCAAGCUUAUAAAACUGACAACAAUAAGCGUUAA
Messenger RNA from Ostertagia ostertagi, 837 nucleotides. The record is from the annotation of a GenBank genome assembly. Lineage: Eukaryota; Metazoa; Nematoda; Chromadorea; Rhabditida; Trichostrongylidae.